GUACAGAAGGAAAUAAAUCGAGUGCGCAUUCACAGGCACAGAUCAAAAUGAUCAUAGCACAGACAGAAUACUGCGCUCAUUGACUGGAAAUCUUCAUUUUAUUAACUUAAUUUAUUAUCCCAAAAUUAUAUUAAGCCUAUUAUAACAUUGAGAUAUAAUAAGUGCAUAUCUGUUAUUGCAGCCCCUGUAAUAAACGGUCCGUUUUUCUGUCUAUGAUCUCAUCCCUGCCUAGAUGAUAGGAGGAGAGAGAGGAGGGACGGAAACAUAUUAGACAGAGCACUCUUCAGUAAAUCUACGGUUCUCUUGUGUCUGUCUUUGCGAGUGAUCAUCUGAAAUGGCAACCAGUGUAAAGAGGCCGUCCCUGGGUCCGGUCCCUCCCCCCAGGAAGAAGUCCAACCCCAAGACAGAGCUCACUGAGGAGCUGAAACAGGAGAUCAGAGAGGCCUUUGAACUGUUUGACACCGACGCCUCCGGAUACAUCGAUGUCAAGGAGCUAAAGGUUGCUAUGAGGGCGCUGGGGUUCGAGCCGAAGAAAGAGGAGAUUAAGAGGAUGAUAACAGAGGUGGAUAAGGACGAAACAGGAAAGAUCUCCUUCUCUGACUUCCUCACCGUCAUGACUCAGAAGAUGGCUGAGAAGGAUUCUAAGGAGGAGAUCCUGAAAGCAUUCCGUCUGUUUGAUGAUGAUGAGACGGGGAAGAUCUCCUUCAGGAACCUGAAGAGGGUCGCUAAGGAACUGGGAGAGAGCCUGACUGACGAGGAACUGCAGGAGAUGAUCGAGGAGGCAGACAGGGAUGGAGACGGAGAGGUGAACCAGGGAGAGUUCCUCCGCAUCAUGAAGAAGACCAGCCUGUACUGAGACUGGACCAGGGUGUUGUGGGGUAGAGGGUGAUGUGGUUAGAAGACCAGCCUGUACUGAGACUAGACCAGGGUGUUGUGGGGUAGAGGAUGAUGUGGUUAGAAGACCAGCCUGUACUGAGACUAGACCAGGGUGUUGUGGGGUAGAGGGUGAUGUGGACCAGCCUGUACUGAGACUAGACCAGGGUGUUGUGGGGUAGAGGGUGGUGUUGGGGACAUACAGGGGCAGAGGAGACUAUGGUUUGGUUUGACAUGUUAUGUACUAGUCAAGUCAUUACUCAGUUAUCCAGGCCUGUCCUAGUUUAAUUAUACAACUUCCUUUCCUCGUCUCCUUCCAUAUCUCCUUGCUGUCACAACCUUUCAUCAGUUAGAGAAGAGCUAUAAAGAAUAUCUUUCUCUUAGUUAGAAUGCUGGUGGAGUCCCAAAACAGUGCUUUCAUCUAUCACUACCCUGUUUCAUAUUUCAUAUGUGUCAUCGUGAAGGUUAAUGGGACAAGGGCAGGAAGCUCUUUAGGACGACUAGGGUCUACCCCUAGACAUUCCCUCCCCUCCAACACCCACCUCCUCUACCCCUAGACAUUCCCUCCCCUCCAACACCCCCCUCCUCUACCCCUAGACAUGCCCUCCAACACCCCCCUCCUCUACCCCAAUACAUUCCCUCCCCUCCAACACCCACCUCCUCUACCCCUAGACAUUCCCUCCCCUCCAACACCCCCCUCCUCUACCCCUAGACAUUCCCCCUCCUCCAACACCCCCCUCCUCUACCCCUAGACAUUCCCUCCCCUCAAACACCCCCCUCCUCUACCCCUAGUCACC
Salvelinus fontinalis (brook trout) is the source of this 1670-nucleotide messenger RNA. RefSeq lists its product as uncharacterized. The coding region runs from base 335 to 856 and encodes 173 amino acids. Gene Ontology annotation, cellular component: centrosome; centriole. The transcript is spliced from 5 exons. Lineage: Eukaryota; Metazoa; Chordata; Actinopteri; Salmoniformes; Salmonidae. Gene Ontology annotation, biological process: nucleotide-excision repair; mitotic cell cycle; centriole replication. The record is from RefSeq and is a predicted model, not a curated record. Gene Ontology annotation, molecular function: calcium ion binding.